Aspergillus luchuensis is the source of this 177-nucleotide messenger RNA. RefSeq lists its product as uncharacterized. Bases 1 to 177 code for a protein of 58 amino acids. Lineage: Eukaryota; Fungi; Ascomycota; Eurotiomycetes; Eurotiales; Aspergillaceae. The transcript has a single exon. The record is from RefSeq and is a predicted model, not a curated record.
AUGGGCCGAGGAGGAUACAACACCCCCGAGACUACAGCGCCGAAGCCCGCGCAGCCGACUUCAUCCUCUCGUUCCCUAUCUCUCUCGCUGUCGCUGUCACCUCUUUCUUCUGACCCGCUGCUGCUGCAGGGCCGUGGCGGGUACAACGAGCAGCAACCCGUCGCAGGGGCGUUGUAG